Messenger RNA from Hemiscyllium ocellatum (epaulette shark), 1372 nucleotides. Its product is annotated as zinc finger protein 229-like. The record is from RefSeq and is a predicted model, not a curated record. Lineage: Eukaryota; Metazoa; Chordata; Chondrichthyes; Orectolobiformes; Hemiscylliidae. The transcript has 2 exons. Bases 8 to 1372 code for a protein of 454 amino acids.
GCGCGCCAUGGAGAAACCGUGGAAGUGUGGGGAUUGCGGGAAAGGAUUCCGCUACCCGUCCAUGCUGGAGAUCCACCGCCGUGUCCACACCGGGGAGAGGCCGUUCAGCUGCUCUCAGUGCGGGAAGGGCUUCACCCGGCUGUCCAUCCUGCUGACCCACCAGCGUUUCCACACCGGGGAGAGGCCGUUCGCCUGCUCCGAGUGCGGGAAGGACUUCAGCGACUCCUCCAGCCUGCUCAAGCACCGGCGGGUCCACACCAGGGAGCGGCCCUUCACCUGCUCCGUCUGCGGCAAGGGCUUCACCCAGUCGUCCAACCUAUUCUCGCACCAGCGGGUCCACACCGGCGAGCGGCCGUUCAGCUGCUCGGUCUGCGGCAAGAGCUUCACCCAGUCAUCCAACCUGCUGACCCACCAGCAGGUCCACACCGGGGAGCGGCCCUUCACCUGCUCGGUGUGCGGCAAGGGCUUCACCCACUUGUCCACCCUGCUGCGGCACCAGCAGGUCCACACCGGGGAGGGGGCCUUCACCUGCCUGAAACCGUGGAAGUGUGGGGAUUGCGGGAAAGGAUUCCGCUACCCGUCCAUGCUGGAGAUCCACCGCCGUGUCCACACCGGGGAGAGGCCGUUCAGCUGCUCUCAGUGCGGGAAGGGCUUCACCCGGCUGUCCAUCCUGCUGACCCACCAGCGUUUCCACACCGGGGAGAGGCCGUUCGCCUGCUCCGAGUGCGGGAAGGACUUCAGCGACUCCUCCAGCCUGCUCAAGCACCGGCGGGUCCACACCAGGGAGCGGCCCUUCACCUGCUCCGUCUGCGGCAAGGGCUUCACCCAGUCGUCCAACCUAUUCUCGCACCAGCGGGUCCACACCGGCGAGCGGCCGUUCAGCUGCUCGGUCUGCGGCAAGAGCUUCACCCAGUCAUCCAACCUGCUGACCCACCAGCAGGUCCACACCGGGGAGCGGCCCUUCACCUGCUCGGUGUGCGGCAAGGGCUUCACCCACUUGUCCACCCUGCUGCGGCACCAGCAGGUCCACACCGGGGAGGGGGCCUUCACCUGCCUGGUCUGCGGCAAGGGCUUCCCCCACUCGUCCGGCCUCCAGAUCCACCAGCGGGUCCACACCGGGGAGAGGCCGUUUACCUUUCCCGAGUGCGGCAAGGGCUUCAGCGACUCCUCCAACCUGCUGUCGCACCGGCGGCUUCACAGUGGUGAGCGCUCUUUCAUCUGCUCCGUCUGCGGCAAGGGCUUCACCCGGCUGACCAACCUGCGGACGCACCACCGGGUCCACACCGGGGAGAGGCCAUUCACCUGCCCCGUCUGCGGGAGGGGCUUCACUCAGUCCCAGCACCUGCUGCGGCACCAGCGGGGGCACAAGUGA